This is a messenger RNA of Acanthosepion pharaonis, 780 nucleotides long. Lineage: Eukaryota; Metazoa; Mollusca; Cephalopoda; Sepiida; Sepiidae. The record is from the annotation of a GenBank genome assembly.
AUGUUCCCAAAGGACUUCCUCUUCUUCCUCCUCCUCUUUCUACACCUUCCCACUCCACUAAAUUUCUUUUUCUAUUCUUCUUCUUCUUCUUCUUCUUCUUCUUCUCUUCCUUUCCCCAUGAUCAUUCCUUUCUUCCUCCUCCUCUUUUCAAAACUAUAUAAUUUUCUUCUUCUUCUUUACCACUUCCUCUUCUUUCCUCCUCUUUCAUCUUCCCAACUAAUUUUAUUUCUUCUUCUUCUUCUUCUUCUUUUCUUCCACUAUAUUUCCUUUCUCCCGUUCUUCCUCCUCCUCUUUAUAGCCACUUCCUCUUCUUCCUCCUCCUCUUUCAAUCUUCCCUCCAAAUUUUAUUUUUCUUCUUCUUCUUCUCAUUCUUCUUCUUCUUCUCUAAGUCCAAAGGUCUUCCUCCUCCUCUUUCUACACUCCCUCCACUUUUAUUUCUUUAGUUCUUCUUCUUCUUUCUUCUUUUCUAUACCUUUCUCCCCACUAAGCCACUUCCUCUUCUUCCUCCUCCCUUUCUACAUCAUCCCACUUAUUAUUUUAUUUUCUUCUUCUUUUCUUCUUUCUUCUUCUAUUCUAUUGUUUCUCCCACUAAGCCACUUCCUCUUCUUCCUCCUCCUCUUUCUACACUCUUCCCUCCAUAAUUUUCUUCUUCUUCUUCUUCUUCUUCUUCUUCUAUUUCCUUUCUCCCAAAGCCCUUCCUUUCUUCCUCCUCCUUUUCACAGGACUUCCCAAAAUUUUAUUUCUUCUUCUUCUUCUUCUAUAUUUCCUUUCUCCCACUAA